AUGUGCGCGGCGGCCCGCGGCGGGCGGGCGGCGGCCCGGCGGCUGAGCACGGCCGGGGCCGGGGCCGGGGCCCAGGGGGCGCCGGCGGCAGGAGCAAGCCAGCUCGGCAGUACAGCCCGUGUCCCAAAGCGCGGCGGGAGGGGGAAGAGCGUUGCUAUUGCCUAUGAGUCUGUGGAGCGGGAUGGCGCUGAGGAAGGGGUGCCUGAGCCCAAGAGACCAAAGUGGGAGCCAAAGAACUGGCGGCAGCAGCUGGAGCGUAUCCAGGAAAUGAGGAGCAGCAGGGAUGCUCCUGUGGAUCAGAUGGGAGUGGAUAAGUGUUAUGACAGCAGCGCACCUCCACAGGUUAUGCGCUACCAGGUUCUGCUUUCACUGAUGUUGUCCAGCCAGACCAAGGACGAGGUGACAUCAGCAGCCAUGUUGCGCCUGAGGCAGCGUGGCCUCACAGUCGACAGUAUUUUGCAGAUGGAUGAUGUGACACUUGGCCAGAUCAUUUAUCCUGUAGGAUUCUGGAGGAACAAGGUGAAAUACAUAAAACAGACGACAGCCAUCCUGAAGCAGAAGUAUGGGGGUGACAUACCAAGUACUGUGGAGGAGCUGGUGAAGCUGCCAGGAGUGGGGCCCAAAAUGGCCCACUUGGCUAUGCACAUUGCUUGGAACAGUGUGUCUGGGAUCGGUGUGGACACCCAUGUGCACAGAAUCACAAACAGGCUGAAGUGGGUGAAGAAGGAGACCAGAUCCCCUGAGGAAACUCGGGUGGCACUGGAGGACUGGCUGCCCAGGGAUCUCUGGAGGGAGAUAAACUGGCUCUUGGUGGGCUUUGGUCAGCAGACCUGCCUGCCUGUGAAUCCUCGCUGCAGAGAGUGCCUCAAUCAAGACAUUUGCCCAGCUGCUAAGAGAUGCUGACAGAUCAACCAGUCUUCCUAGAGCAACAAAGCUGCUUCAGCACAGCAGCAGCCAAGAGCUGAGCCCUAGUAAGGAUGUUUUGCAUGGGGCUGUAUGCAACUGCAGGGAAAGAGGAGCUGCAGCCAGCUCAGCAUCUCUGGGGAGGGAGAAGCUUACCUGCAAUGGCUGAGCUCUCAGGAGGGAAAAAGUGUCUUUGAAAGUGCAUCAGUCCUGCAGGCUCCCGGUCCUGUCUGAAUGCUUGUAUGUGGCCCAGAAGAGCAUCAGGCUAUGCAGUGUCAGGAGCAGCUGGUGAGAAACUCUGUCCUGCAGAACCUGCUGCUGCUUGUAAAUACACAUUUAAUAAAGGUGAGGGUGUUUCCUCCCCACUUAUAGGGUUUGCUGGCAUCUCUGCAGCACACAGCAGGGGGAGAAGAGUACUGGUGACCUCCCCAAAGCAUGAGACCAUAGCAACCAGCCCUGCUAGCUGAGAGCAGGCAGCACACAACAUGCCAAGUUGCCGCUCUAGCCUUAGCAGAGAGGGAUACUGCAUAUAACAAGGUACAGCUGAAGGCUUCAUAAGCCGGAUCAGAGGAGGCCACUGCCUGGAUGGGCAACCUUGAGUUCUGGUAGCACAGGAAGCCUGGGGAAGUACAGAGCACAGUGGGCAACAGACAAGCCAGCCAGGCUUCACUCUUAUUGCCACUUUAGCCAAACAUGGCCAUUUUUACUCUGGAUGAGCUCAAGACAAACUGAUCCAGGCAAAGCUGUUCAAAUUUAAGGCCUCAGUUGGACAGCUUUUAACUAUGUAUUUGAAUCCCACAGUGGGUGCUGGAGAUGAGCAGUACUUUCUUGAAUGCAGGCAGCACUGGGGACAAUGAAACAGCUGCAUCAUUAACAUUUUUCUCUUUAUCUAAGAGGCUGCAGUGAGUUUCCCUCUCUGCUUUCAAAUUUCUCUGAUUUAUACUUAGAAGACCUGGUAUAGAUCUUGGAGUCAUCCAAGAACUGUCCAUCACCCCCAAAGAGAAACCAAGACUCUUCUUACAGAUGGGUUUUGUUUGUGCUAGGAGGGAUUACAGCAGCUACAGCAUCCAGGCUAAUGCGUACCUCAGAAGCUGAGAAGGAACAUCAGUAACGGCUGUUUUUUGUUCUUCAAAGAAAGGGCAGUGCUGACUUCAGUGUAGAGCUUCAAAGGGCUAAUUUCAGCUACUCUUUAAACAGGCAAGGGAGGAAGCAAAGUUUAUAAUGCACUCAAGAAAGAUGUAAUUUCACUCUGAAGUUGCCUACCAAACAGAUGAAGAAUGAGCAAAUAAGUUGUACAUGGCAAAACCAAGUUUAUUACUGACAUUACAGUGUACAUUAUGUUUUUACAAUGCA
Molecule: messenger RNA, 2256 nt
Organism: Rhea pennata
Lineage: Eukaryota; Metazoa; Chordata; Aves; Rheiformes; Rheidae
Gene: NTHL1
Product: nth like DNA glycosylase 1
Exons: 6
Coding region: 1-903 (300 amino acids)
Biological process (GO): nucleotide-excision repair; base-excision repair; base-excision repair, AP site formation
Cellular component (GO): nucleus
Molecular function (GO): DNA binding; 4 iron, 4 sulfur cluster binding; DNA-(apurinic or apyrimidinic site) endonuclease activity
Source: RefSeq, a predicted model, not a curated record